This is a messenger RNA of Ogataea philodendri, 2049 nucleotides long. RefSeq lists its product as uncharacterized. Gene Ontology annotation, cellular component: plasma membrane; cell junction; cortical actin cytoskeleton. Bases 1 to 2049 code for a protein of 682 amino acids. NCBI's taxonomy places the organism in Eukaryota, Fungi, Ascomycota, Pichiomycetes, Pichiales, Pichiaceae. The record is from RefSeq and is a predicted model, not a curated record. Gene Ontology annotation, biological process: actin cytoskeleton organization. The transcript has a single exon. Gene Ontology annotation, molecular function: actin filament binding.
AUGUCGGACACUCUUUUGAUCAAGUCCAUUUCGUCAAACGAGCUGUCUGUUAAGAAUUGGGUGGAGGUCCAGCAAAAGACGUUUUUGCGCUGGAUCAACUCCAAACUACAGGACAGCAAGUUUGCUCCCUUGUCUUCUUUGACAGAUUUGGGGUCCGGAAUCGCAUUGUAUCGGCUGUUGCAAUGUUUGGACCCGGAUUUCCAGCUUAAACCUGUUUCCACCAACCCUCAUUUGAAAGUUCAAAAGAUGGAAAACCUCAACAGAGUGCUGGAUUACCUGAAACACCGUCAGAACCUCCAGAUUCACAAUAUCGGCUCCGAGGACAUCGUGGACGGCAAUUCGAAACUGAUUCUCGGUCUCAUAUGGCUGCUGUUGCUUAAUUACACCGUUUUCGAGGACGAGGAGGACUGCGGGUUCACCAAGAAAGACCUGUUGUUGAGAUGGUGUCAGAAAGUGACACAGAACUAUAAGCUGAAACUGACGAAUUUCGGGUCCGGUUGGCGCGACGGCCGGGCCUUUUGUGCGAUUCUCAACUAUUAUCGGCCGGAAUUGCUAGAUUAUGAGAAAACUUCAACGCUCCAAGACCUGGAAAGACUCGAGCUGGCAAUGGGAGUGGCUGAAAAUUUAGGGAUCACGCGGCUGAUCGACCCUGAAAACAUCAACUGUUCACGUCCAGACGAAAAGAGUAUCAUUGCUUAUGUGAGUUUGUACUAUGACAAGUUCUCCAAGGAACAGGUGAAGGGAACGGGAGGUUACAAAAUUCGCGUCGAGACGUUUUUGGGUGUUGUGGUGGAAAUAGCCAAGCUCAAGAAAGACUAUCGUGCUGGACUUGAUAAUCUGAUUCCGCAGAUUGAGCAUACUGUCUUGCAAAUGGACAAGUUGUUGACCCAGCCUCAAAACUUGGACAACCUGGUGGCCUCCAAAGAUUACCUGGACUCUUUGGCCACUGAAAAAUUACAGUUUCUUGAAGACUAUUCGCAUUUAGAGUCUCUGCGCAGCAAGAUCAACCUGCUUCUUGUCGAGUUCCGACUGCGCGGGCUUUGCGAGUCGAAAGAACGCAGUCUUGCAGUUGCAACCAAACUUCUCAAGAAAAUCACAGACAACGAGCAUAAGAUGAGUGAGCUGGUGAGUGAGAUGAUCGAAAGUUGGCGCGCCAAGUCGUUCAAGCGGUUGGACGACCUGAUCGAGGGUGUCGGGCUCGGAUUGGACAUGGUGGAAGCUGAAAUCCUGGACCUAUCUGAUUCUGCCGAGAAACAGGUUGACCAGUUACCAGAGAUCAUGGGCACUCUUUCGAACGUGGAGAAGUUACAGGAGAGUCUUACAAAGACUAAAGACGAUAUUCAGCGCCAGAUAGAGCAGUUUCAGGGGACUUUUGGCUACCACGAAACAGAGAAGCUGUACAAGGUAACGGAGCUCAAGUUUCGCAUCAAGCUGAUCCGCGACAUCAUCGUGGACAAGCUACAGUUCAUUGAGCGUCAGUUUGAUCGCAAAGAGCGGAUUUUCGAGCAGUUGAAGAACGACAGUCAGCUGGACUCGGUGCAAUUGUACCAAAUAGAGAUGGUUUUCGAGAAGCUUGACCACGGGUGCAAGACGUAUUUAAACAAGCCCGAGUUCCGCGACGCGAUGCUGUUUCUGUACCCAGCACUGGCGGGCAGCGAGGCGGACAACAUUUUUGAGUACUUGUACUCUUCUAGCGAGGAGAUCACGCGCGGGGUGCGGUUGAAGCAGUUUCUGGAACUUCCGGGACUUUUUGGAGAGAAGGUGAAGAAAGACCCGGAUGUGACGAACUUGGCGGGCGAGUUUUACCGGGAGGCGUUUGACCACGCGAGCGGCGGACGCGGGGUGCUGGAGAAGGUCGACGUGGACAAAUUGCGGCUCGACACGACUUUGGUAGCAGGACUAGCGGAAGUGUUUGAGUUCCAGCAAGACGGGUACAAUUACGGUCCGUUUUUCCACGGAGACGACUCUAUGUUGACCAGCAACGGUCUGACCAAGGAGGAGGUGGUUUCUGCCCUAAAAGACAUGGACAGCAUGCGUAUAGACAAGUAA